Molecule: messenger RNA, 734 nt
Organism: Saccostrea cuccullata (small rock oyster)
Lineage: Eukaryota; Metazoa; Mollusca; Bivalvia; Ostreida; Ostreidae
Exons: 5
Coding region: 18-734 (238 amino acids)
Source: RefSeq, a predicted model, not a curated record
CACGGAAGGAAAAUAAUAUGGGAUUUGGUUGGGAGUUCAUUUUCAAAUUUUAUUUUUGUUUUGUCGUUUCAUUUGGAUACGACAGCUUCUUAAGCUAUAAGAAAGCAACACAAAGCAGCAGAAAUAAUGACACAAACGUUUCUCCUGCCAGAGCUGUUGACAGAGACAUCACGACAUGUUCCUCUACAGGGGCAGAUAAUCCUGCUUGGUUGUAUGUGGAUUUACAAGAAAUAAAAAGCAUACAUGAUAUAAAGAUUUACUUUUAUGGAACAGACACAGCAGAUGAGCAACGACAGAGAGAGUUGAUGUAUGGAUAUCAACUUUAUGUUUCAAACAUAACUGAUUUACGAGCCUUGGACUUGAUACAUCAUUGUUACAAUCACAGUGGGCCUGCCUUGCCUGACUUAAUCUCCAAUCACGUUUGCACAGCAUUUGGACGAUACGUUAUCUUCUACAAUGAGAGAAUUCCUGGAGUGACGUAUCCUAAUUCUAAUGGAGGGAUUCAAAAUUUUACAUACGUUCAGUUAUGUGAAAUCAUUGUAAAUGGUUGUGAAACUCCUGGAACGUAUGGAGAUAAUUGUUUCAAGAGAUGUCCAUCAAAAUGUCAGGAACAGCGCUGUCACAUUAUCAACGGAAACUGUUUGGGGUGUAUGGAAGGAUGGAAAGGAGAUACUUCUGUCCAGAAGGAUAUUAUGGACUGGAAUGUAGAGAUAUUUGUUCAAACAACUGCUUAG